UUUUGCUAUCCAUAUCUGUGAUUUUGCUACAGUGCAGCUUCCUUGCGGCUUUUUUUUAACUAACAAAAUCUAUAAAAAUGCCGCAUUUGAGAAUUGAAACUAACGUUCCUAAAAACAGUAUCUCUCAGGACUUUUUAUCAAAGGCAACGAAAGUUAUUGCUAAGACUCUUGGAAAACCUGAACAGUACUGCGCUGUAUCUGUAAUACCAGACUUACCCAUGAGCUUCAGUGGGACAACAGAACCUUGUGCCAUCGCAACCCUGAUGUCGAUUGGAGCACUUGGAGUGGAAGAGAACAAAAAACAUGCUAAAGUUUUGUAUGAGCUUGUGCAAAAAGAAUUAGGAGUGCCAACUGAUAGGAUGUACAUUACAUUCCAAAAUGAGCAGACCAGUAAUGUUGGAUUCAAGGGAACUACUUUCCAUGACAUAUUUGGUUGAAAUGUUUUAUUUUCUUUAUUAAGCUAAGUCAAAUCAUAUAAUUAUUAAGUUGUUAUGUACCUAUUUAUAUGCAUAAAUAAGAAUAUAAAAUAUAUGACUAUGAACAAAGUCAUGAGGGGUUAAAAAGGAAAUCAAUGUUUAUGUGUAAACAUUUUUAUUUGAAAUAUUAUAAUAUUGUAUAAAUAAAGGAUUAUGUGCAACAACAA
This is a messenger RNA of Ostrinia nubilalis (European corn borer), 643 nucleotides long. It is a transcript of the gene Mif, whose product is annotated as macrophage migration inhibitory factor homolog. Gene Ontology annotation, molecular function: cytokine activity; phenylpyruvate tautomerase activity. The transcript has 3 exons. The record is from RefSeq and is a predicted model, not a curated record. Bases 78 to 437 code for a protein of 119 amino acids. NCBI's taxonomy places the organism in Eukaryota, Metazoa, Arthropoda, Insecta, Lepidoptera, Crambidae.